AUGUCAACCCACAUGUUGAAGUCUUUGACCAACCGGGAAUACGACGAUUAUGUUAAUCAACGUUUAAGUCGUCUGGAGCAACAAGCUGAUUUAUUUCGCUCUUUCCUCGCAACAACCGAAGAUCCUAUCAUGAUCGAUGACAACAACUCUCGAUCUCUUAAUAACAACAAUCAAAGGCCUUUUCGUCGUUCCAACAGCAGCUCACAACAUAAUAACGAAAGAGCAAGUUUGCCGAUACGACGACGACCAUCAGCCAAUGACAACAAUAGUAGACGAAGACGUCGCAUGCCAAGUCAUGAGAAUCUUCCAUACUUGUAUCAUGAGCAGAAUGAUCCAUGGCAUAAUAAUCAAGGUGUUUCUAGUCAACAAUAUCCUCCUCCUCGUUUUCGACGACGACCACGUUCUUUUACAAUGGGCACAGCAGAUUCGUAUUCAUCCACUGGAUAUUAUCAUAGCGAUAAUGAUGAAGAUGAAGAAGAUGACGAUUCUGUGAUGCGUAGACGAGCUCUUUUGACUGAGCAUAAUACGAUAAGGAAUGCCAAUGCAGGUCGUCUUCCAAACAACAUGCAACAACCCAAUGAUACCCCUAUCAAACCAAUAUUACAACAUCGCCCUGCCGAGACAACCAACCCAAUCCGAUACAAUACGCAUUCUGCACCACCGCUACAAUCACAGCAACCACCACCAGCAACCACUACAACAACAACAGCAGCAGCAACCACUACUACUUCCUCCCCCAAUGCACCCAACAAUGAUAUUCAACAAACAACAUUAUCAGUACAACCACAACCACAAGCUGGAUUGGUGGAAGAUCCUGUCGAAUCUAACACGACUACUCCGACCAUGUCAAGUGGCACCACCGCCUCCUCAUCCACUACCACAGGCACGGCUUCUCCACUGAAAAAGAAAAGCCGCGGUUUUUGGUCUCUUUUGUUCAAUAGCAGUAAACAUCGAGAUCAACCACGAGAUUAUACACCAUCACCCAAUCCUUCCAUGUCUACACCUGUUGAUAGUACCACCAAAGCCAAUAGCAGCGGAGGUGGACGUGGUACCAUUCGAUCGAUUACAACCACGAAUGGUGCUGUGGGGGAUGUGUUGAACCAGCAGCAACAGGAUGAGAUUGUGCAACAACUCCCAAAGAGUAUCACAACAUCACCAAAUAACAACAACAUCAUGAAGGUUGCGGAUCUGGACCGUAUCUGGGUAUUUCGUGCCACAGAGCAGAAUACUACGUCUGCCAAUGUAUGGAUCACUUUUGACUACAAGAAUCAAGAAAUCCUCAACAACUAUGUCCAGCACCUACAACAAGCAAAGUACCAGUUUGAUCAUGGUAUCGAUCUUUUCGAUUCACACAUUCGCCAAGGGCAAUUGCCCGUUUUGGUGCUUCCGACCCGACAGCAGGCUUUUUAUCCAACAAGCCUUUCUGGAGACCAUAUCGUUAGUCUUCAAGUUUAUUGUCUUCCUAAUUCAUCCGAACUUCAAUUUGUGUAUCGUCAGCAUCAACAAUUACAUUAG
Messenger RNA from Lichtheimia ornata, 1515 nucleotides. RefSeq lists its product as uncharacterized. The record is from RefSeq and is a predicted model, not a curated record. The transcript is spliced from 2 exons. Lineage: Eukaryota; Fungi; Mucoromycota; Mucoromycetes; Mucorales; Lichtheimiaceae. Bases 1 to 1515 code for a protein of 504 amino acids.